AGUGCUGGCGACGGUUGUGUCGUGUGCCCGUUCCGUUGUAAACGAAAAUAGUGUGAGACGAGAGUGCGGAAAUGGAUACAGUGCAAUAACAACAAACCAAUAUAAAAGAACAAGCGCAGAAGAAGUUUUGUUUUUCUACAAAAACAUUUUCAGAUACAUAUUUAUACACAAUACAAAAGUUGUUACGCUGCAAAUACAUGUUUUAUAUCCGCAUACGAGUGCUGCUAGUGGAAAUUCAGAAAUAAAAGAAAGCAAAGCAAUAGAAAAUAAAUACAAACAAGUUCUUGUACUUCGUAAAAGCUUAAUCAACUAAAUUUAGUGAUAUAAUAAAGCCUAGAAGCGGCAUCAAAUAGAUAUUGCAAAGUAAGCAGUGUAAAGAGUGGUGCAGUUUUUUAUGAAUGAGCCUGUGUGUGCAAGAAAAUAGAAAAUCAUAUGUACAUAUGAAAUAAAAACGUUAAGAAUAACACAUGAAAAAGGAAGUAAAAGAGGAGCACCCGAAUACAUAUGAACGUAUUGUAGACAUAUUUGGUUUCUGCAGACGAGAAAUAAUGCAAUUGUAAUCAGAGUACGGCAAUUGGACAGUGGAAGGAAAAAAUGUGAAAAAACUCAGCGAAAUAACAAAACCGGCUGUUUCGCAUUUCAGUUUAUUUUUCUUUUACGAAUUUCGAUGAAUGCAACAUCUUAACAGUGCCGACAACAAGUAUGACAGCCAAUCGACCAGCUACGCAAACCGAGGAAAGGUUGGCGGAGCAACAGCAACAACACCAACAACAACGUACGCAACAACAAUGCACAAACACUUCAACAAAUGCGACAAAUGCCAAUCUGUCAUCGUCUGCGAACGCUUCAGCUGCUUGUACGGCGGCUAACUAUGAUGAAAUGGAGCAUUGCGGCAACAGAUACGGUGGAACUACUGUAAUAAACACCAGCAGUGGUGACAGCAAUUGCGCGCAUGCUGAUGGCGGUGAAGGUGUAUGUCGUAAUCAUAGUACCGCCAGCUCAACAACACACCGCCGUGGUCACAGGCGGCAAGAGUCCAUGUAUCAGAUGACGGGCCUCUACUCGGAAACGAAUACUAGCGGCGAUGAUAGCAGCGUCGAUGCCGCCACACAGGACUCUCCGGCCAAUUUGGGUGAAUUGGCCAGUUGCAGUGCCGGCCCGAUGCCUGGCGUCAAUAAUACCAACGUUUUGUCGCGUGCCACCUGCAAAUGUCACAAUCAUUAUCAUCACCCACCACCACAUCAGAACAACCAUCAUCACCACCCACACAACAAUGGCCAACAGCAAACGCCAUGCAAUGCCAGCGGCUGUUGCAAUGAGACUCUGGCGAAAAGUCAUAGCCGUCAGCCGUCUGCGAACAUUACUGUUGGCGCAUCUACUGGCGCCGGUAGUAACAAUAAUGCGGCUAAUAUGCUAUACGAUUCCGAAUAUGAUAAUGAUGACGAACUACAAUCACGUGACUGUGGCAUUCUCAACUAUAGACCGCGUCGUAUACAAAAAUUCGCUCGCAUCAAAGUAUUCGUCCUUUUACUGUCGAUUCUAGUCACGCUGCAGCAGGCCUUGAGUUCCGGUUAUAUAAAUUCAGUGAUUACGACGAUUGAGAAACGUUUUGAGAUACCGUCAAGUUAUUCUGGUCUGAUAGCGUCCAGCUACGAGAUUGGCAAUGUGAUAACUGUUAUAUUCGUGAGUUAUCUGGGUAGUCGGCGCCAUAUACCCGUGUGGAUUGGUAUAGGCGCCGCCAUUAUGGGCAUUGGAUCGCUGGUAUUCAUGGUGCCCCAUUUCACCGGUGAACCGAAUCCCGGUGUCACGAUUAUGAAUGAAACAAGUGACAAUAUAUGUCGCAGUGCUCUGGUACGCGACCAAGAUAUGGACUUAGGAAGGCUAUCGAGUGGUCUAUCGAAUCCACCGUUGGCUUCGCACACGUUGCGCGAAGAUAACUGCCUCGAGGGCAAGCUGUCUACCUUCGGACCGGUGUUGCUUUUUGUCAUUGCACAAUUGCUGCUAGGUUGCGGUGGUAGUCCUCUGUUCACGCUCGGCACUACCUAUGUGGACGAUCACGUUAAGACGGAAAGUUCAUCAAUGUACAUAGGUUGUAUGUACAGUAUGGCAGCGUUUGGUCCGGUGCUGGGAUUUCUGCUCGGUGCCUACUUAUUAUCAUUUCACAUGGACUCACUGUCGUCCACUAUCAUCUCGAUAAAUCCAGGAGAUCGUCGCUGGGUUGGCAUGUGGUGGGGUGGUUUCCUCCUAUGUGGCAUUUUACUGCUGAUUGUUGCAGUGCCAUUCUUCUCCUUUCCAAAGGUUCUUACCAGCGAAAAGAAGAAGAUACGUAAAAGCUCCGUUAUGCAACCUGCAGUGCCUAAUAACUCAAAUAGUCUUCCACGCGGCACCGAUCCCGCUGGCAAAGUUAAAAAGGAAAUAGUGGCUGUGACUGCUAAAGAAGACGAUGAGCCGCGCGUGGAUACGGGCUAUGGAAAGGAUAUAAAAGAUAUACCCCAAUCUAUGCUGCGACUCGUGACGAAUCCCGUUUAUAUAGUUACUUGCUUGGGUGCGUGCAUGGAAUUGUGGAUUGUAUCCGGGUUUGUGGUGUUCUUACCGAAAUAUUUGGAAACUCAAUUUAGUUUGGGCAAAAGUCAAGCAAGUGUCUUCACCGGUUCCAUUGCCGUGCCGGGUGCGUGUAUUGGCAUCUUUAUAGGCGGCUGUAUAUUGAAACGGUUCCAGCUGAAACCCAAAGGUGCUGUGCAGUUUGUUAUAAUUUCGAAUGCCAUCUGCCUCGGGCUAUACGCAAUGUUAUUUUUUCUUGGCUGCGAUAACCUCAAAAUGGCUGGCACUACAAUACCGUAUUAUCGUAGCGCUAAACACGGUAUCAUCGAACCAUUCCAAGUAAAUCUUACGGCUGCCUGUAAUUUCGGCUGUGAAUGUCUCACCAGUGAUGUGGAACCGGUGUGUGGUAACAAUGGUUUGACAUACUUCAGUCCUUGUCAUGCGGGCUGUACAGCCUUUUCAUCCACGUCGAACUACACCAAUUGUGCUUGUGUUCACUCGAAUAUAUCGAGCAGCAUUUAUAUGGGUGCUGGCGGCAGUCAAGCUCAAGCAUUAAAUGCCAAUGAAGAUUUUGCCGAAGUAACCGUUGUUCCUGUUGCAACUGCCGGUCCAUGUGCCACACCAUGCCGUACCAUAUAUCCAUUCCUCAUAUUGCUUUUCUUCAUGACCUUCAUUGUGGCCUCUACACAAAUGCCAUUGCUGAUGAUUGUUUUGCGUUCAGUGUCGGAAGAAGAGCGUUCCUUUGCCCUGGGUAUGCAAUUCGUUAUCUUCCGUUUAUUCGGCUAUAUACCGGCGCCCAUACUCUUUGGGAAUCUCAUCGAUUCGACAUGUUUACUUUGGAAAUCCACGUGUGGUGAAAAGGGUGGCCGUUGUUUGAUCUAUGACAUUGAGAAAUUCAGAUACAAAUAUGUGGGCCUAUGCGCUACUGUAAAAAUCGUGGCGCUUGCAAUAUUUAUCGCCGAUUGGUGGUUAGUGCGGCGAAGAAAGCAGUUGGAGAAGUUAAAGCCCAUCAAUGCAAACGAUCCUAUAAUCGGGUCCAUUAUCAGUUUGGAUAAAUUGUUCGAGGAAAAAUUAACGACGAAUGAAACGAAUCCGAUAUACGGCAGUAAUGGCGAAAUCAUACUCACAUCAGACGUGGUGAGGCACUCGAGAAAUGACUCGCGCACCAUACAACUAGAAUAUGGCUAUGACAAAUGCAAUAAUGCAAUCAAUUCCUCUGGUUUAUUAACGCCACAAACUAAAUCCAAGAAACAUUUCCGCAGUGCUUCAUGUGAUGUCAAAAUGAUACGUAGCUUCUCCAAGGACCAAAACAUCGCCCCUGGCUCUGGUACAACGGACGGUGGCUUGCAUGAGCCUAUAAAGAUCAAGAGCUUAAAACGGUUUCAGACACAUUCCCGCAACAAUUCCAGUGAUUUGAAUAGUGAUUUCCGUCACAAACUCACGCAUUCGCGCACAAACUCACGCGACGAUGCCGGCGCUGGUGCCCUCAAUAUACGUUACAUACAAAAUCAGCUCAAACCGCAAGAGGAUGAGGAGGACGAUGACGAGCUGACGACCGGUUGUGGUCAUUUCGUGAAGAAACAUGCACGCAAUCAUUCCUAUGAUCAAAUUUAUAUGCCCAAUAAUAUACGUUUUGAUGCUGAUUUCUUCCGGAAUCAUCACAAUAACAAAAACAAGAAUGUGAACGUGUUAAAGAAUGUGAAUAGAGAGGAAACUCGUGUAAAGAAUUCGAAUGAGAUGGAAGCGGCAGCAGCUGCAGCAGCAGGAACAGCAACGGCAACAACAGUCGGAUCACGCGGCCACUCACGCAAUAAUUCAAAGGAUUUAAAUAUACGCACAACUACAGCAACGAGCAAUAAUAUAAAUCCAAUAGCGCCAUCUUCGUGCACCGCCACUCUGGGUGGUAGUGGUGGUGGUGUAGUCGGAGCAGCUCACAAUGUGGCUGAAGCGGCAUUGAAUAUCCUACGCCAUCGGCGCACUAAUUCCAAAGACUUAAAUUACACACUCUGCACGAGCAAUGAACGCAACGAUUUGGGUGGCGGUAGCACUGCUUGCAGCAGUAAUGCAUCGACGCCAGCGCAUGGCAGUGGCGGCAGUGCGGCAUCCGCCUUGCAUUUGAAACACGCACAUGCGCGCAAAGUCUCUCACCACAAAAUUCAAAUCGACGAUGAACGCAACGAGCUCAUUAGGUCAACAGGCGACGACGACGAUGACACGUCCGGCGCACAUAAUGAGCGCAAUCAAGCCUCGAGUGCGUCGUCACCGGCUGCUAGCAGCAAAGAUGUGGAAGCUUUGCGUUAAACAAUGGUAAACUAUCUUAGGAAACUUAUUUAGAAUUAUUUAAAACAUAUUCGCAAGCACACAUACAUACCUACAUACAUGCAUUUGUAUGUAUUUCACAAUUUUAGUUGGUAAAAUAAAGAUCACAGUCGAAAAGGAGCCAAAUAUGUAACUAACAAUGCAAAGAAACAAAGCAAACAGAAACAAUUCAGUACCAGCUAUGCUAGAAUCUGUCCGCGAAAUUUUGAUACAUUUUUAGGCAUUCCAAAAACUAAAAAAAAUUUGUUCUUCCUUAGUUAAAGCUCUUAAGUGGAAAUAUCAAAAUCGAAAGUGUACUUAAGUGGUUUUAUUCUUUGCUUAUAUUAAAAGCUUCGUCUGGUUUUAGUUCUUCAAUGUGACAAGGCAUUGCGAAACGAGUUUUAUAGCAUAUUUCUAAAAUUUUGAUUUACUCUAAUGCUUAGAAAAAUAAAUUCGUGCGCAGCAAUUUUUUUUUGUACACAAAUACAUAGAUAGUAAUACAGAAUAAACGUUUUCGUAGAUUAUUUGAUACCCGCGUACAUACAUAAGUAUCAGACAGAAAUAUAUAUAUAUAUAUAUACAUAUAUAUACCCUAAAUGUGUAAGAAUUUUAAUGUUAAUAUUUUAAAAAUAUAAAUUUUGUUCUAUUCAUUUGUGAUAACAAAUCGAAAGAUUCUAAUUCAAAUUGUUUAUAUGUACACGUAGCCAAGUUCAUGGUAGAGCGAGUUUCUUAAAAUUUAUUAGUCUAUAUGCGCCGGUUAACACAGCGUAGAAAUUUUAAAUUAGAAAAUAGAGAAUUCGAAUUAUCGAAUUUGUUUCAUGUGCUUUCCAUACAAUGAAUCAUUUAGGAUCAUUUUCCCCACUAGCCAUUGACUUUACAGGCCACUUUGUAGUGGCGGUAGAUACAUUUUCGUUCUUUCAGGCGCUUAUUAAAUUCUUGGGCCGAUAUGUUGUAAGGCAAGUUGAUAUUCGAGUAAAAAAUUUCGUAGCUAUUUUCAAAGUGUUUGAGCUCAAAUAAUAUUAUAUUUUCAAAUAAUUUUAAAGGUUGCCCUAGUUUCGUAAUGGACAAAUUUUUGUUUGACGGUUUGCUGUGAAAAUGAAAAAAAUUAAAGGGCACUUUAAAGUGAAGAGCCACUAAUUGCCUCGGCUAGUAAAUCACAUUCUAUUGUCAAGCUGAGACAACCGCACUCAGAUUUUCAAACUUUACACGAUAUGAGCGAAGCAGUAGUGGGGUAGCUCAUAAGAUGGCUCAUGGAAUAAAUACAUUUUUUGAAUUUACACAUAACGAAGAAAGAUUUUUUAUCCCGCUCUUUGUCAGCAUUUUUCGGAUCAUUUAAAUUAAUAAAUAAAUAAUUGGCGCAUUCAUUUCUGUUAGGGGUUUGACCGAGCUCCUCCUUCUAUUUGUGGCCUGCAUCUUGAUGCUGUUCCAUAAAUGGAGGGACCUACAGUUUUAAGACGACGCACUCGAACCAGAUAUUUUUUAUGAGGAGCUUUUUCAUGGCGGAAAUACGUACACUCGGAGGUUUGCCAUUGCUUACCGAGGGGCGAUGGCUAUUAGAAAAAAAUGUUUGUAUUAUUUGGUGUUAAUGCACGAAGAAUCGAAUACACACUCCCGAAUAGUAGUAACGCACCAACCCAUUUGGCUGCGGCGGCCGAUUAUUUACCUCAUAUCGGGUGUUUUUUUUUUUUAGCUGUAUGAGAACUAUUGAUAUCGAUAACUGCGGUUUGCCAGCUGAGAAUGGUAAGCUGUGUUGACAUUUGUGUUCAGUAAAGGUUGGCAAGCCAUCAUUAAUCACUGUACGCCAGGAUAACGUUUCUAAAUUGUGGAAAUUUUCUUUGCAAAAAAAAAAAAAAACAAAACAAAAUUGAUCGCGAAGAUCAGAGAGCAAUUCAUUCAUCUCAAGUGCGGUUUACACGCCGGCAGCAUCAUCGGUCCUUAUAUUUUUCGAAAUGAGAAAGGAGCUGCCGUUACGGUGCAUGACGAACGCUAUUGAGCAAUGCUAGUUUUCAAAAAUGAAUCAGCUAAAAAUCCAAGACAAUUGAUUGAAACACGACGGCGAAACUUGCCAUACAGCGCGCUUAAGAAUCGAUUUAUGGCAAUAUUCAAGCCACCAUUGACGUUAUACGACCUGAUUUAUUGGAAAAAGUUAUUAAAAAUGAUGCACGCAGCCGCGGCGGACACAUGCCGGGUAUCAUAUUGAAAAAAUAAAUAUGAUGAAAUUAUAUACCAGAUUAUAAUAAAAAGAAAUUCAUUCCAUAAAUAUUUCUGUUUUAUAUUAUCAUUUUAAGUUCUCAAUCUCUUAAAAAAGCACCCGAUAUAUCUUAGCGACUGUGGCGAACUCAAAAUCAAGGAUCACACAUUUUAGAUUUAUUAAAACGUUUAUUCAUUUUAUUGCUUUUAUUUUCAUUUCAAGUCCAACUCACCAUUGGGAAAUUAAAAUUCAUUUAAUUCACUGAAUUAAAGUUAACUUCUGGUUAACUGCCUACAGAAAAAGCGGGCCUAAGGCUGAGAUGUAGCUCUCAAGAAAAUGCAAAAGCAAAAAUAGUCAUUUAUUCUUGUGUGUAUGAGAAAAGGUAUGGAAGAAAGUUUGGCUAACGAUUUGGGGUUCUAAGAAAAAGAACUCACUCAAACUAUUUAUUUCUCCCUAAUCUACGCACAGGUAACACAAUGAACCUUAGACGCCUAAAUGAGAUCUUUUUACAGACCAGCCAGUACUACAUAUGUAUCUACCUAAAUCUAAGCACAGGCUAUGUGCACAGCGUGUCAAUUGCAAUGCAAAUAAUUGUUGGUGCUCCAGAUCACUUGCCAACUCGUGUAGAAAGUUCUUCUGUACCGGUCUUGAUAGUUCUAUUGGAUUGGACAAUAGUAAUCUUAAGUAUCUGGAUCGAUUCUAUAAUGCCCCAUCAACUCGCAGCUGCGUGGUGACCAGUUAAAAUUACUAUGAAAAUAAGUGCGCAAAAGGUCGACUGCUUGUCGGGCUGUGUGGUGUGUUGUGCGAUCCUGCUGAACCAAAAGUCGUCUUAUAUCUUUAUUUCUCAGCACACUGACGCUCGAAAUCUUGAGGUUUUUUAAAUCGAUAGCGAGGUGCUGUUGUAUCAAAGAUGUUUUUCUAAUAUCGGUUGCUGCUAGAUAGGGAAUAGCAAAUCUACGAUUAAAGUUUCGACACUAUAAAUUAUCUGCCUUUCAGAAAUAACAUGAAAGCGUAGGUCUCUCCUUUUGGCAGGAAAUCAAAAUAGGCAGGUAAGAUAGGUUGAUUGCAAAUUCAGGAUUGGCCAUAGUGCACUAAAUAAUUAAUGCAAUAAACGGAUAAUUAAAGCACUGUUAGGUAGUUAGGUAGUCAAACCACUAAAAAAUUAAAAAAAUUAGUAGUAGUGCGAAAUGCCCAACCCUAAACAAAUUGAAGUAGAAGCUGAACCUUUCAAAACCCCUAAAAAAUAAAAGAGCAAAUAUAAUUCUUCCACAUAUACAUUUCGCAGCCGGCGUAACCGAAUGGGUUGAUGUAUGACUAACAUUCGGUGGUGCUCAGGCUCGAAAUCUCAGGCUUGAACCACCAAAUAAUAGAAAAAGGCUUUUCUAACAGCGGUCACCAAACAUCUGAGUGUAUAUCUGCCUUGAAAAAGCUUCUCAUAAGAACCAUCUGAGCUUCAGUAGCUGUAAGUCAGAAACUUGUGGAAAAUAUCAAGCCGCACGCCACAAAUAGUAGGGACAGCUCGGAAACAACUAAGAAAUGGUGUAAGCGCCAAUUAUAUAUGUAUAACUUAUAUUUAUAUUAGGGUUGAUAAAUUUGUAUGGAACAAUUUUACUUGACACCGUUCCUAGGAGAUUUGGAUACUACAUACAUUUCGAAGAAAUCAAGUCAAUUACAGUAUAGCUCCAAGUCAACUUCGCGCCUCCCAUUUUUAAAAGAAGUUUUUUCUUCAAAAAAUACGCAAAAUUAAGAGGGAGUUGGGCAAUGAAGAUAGAAAGUAGAAAAAUACACCUCCUGUUGAAAGUCAAAAGGUGCUAAAACGAAAAUAAUUGUAAAUAAGUUGUUAAUUGUAAACAAAUAAACAAAUCUUGACAAAAACUAUACUGUUGAAAUAUCAUAAAAUUUCAUUGGUUUUUGGCUUUUGUGCUUUCGUAAUACUUUUUCACUAUUAAUUAUUAAAAUCACUAAAUUAAUAAUCACUAUUUCACGCUACUUUCCCUUUGUGGCUGCUAAAACAAAGAAAAACACGCAGUUACACAUUGCAUCAGUGGCGCCAGCAAGAGGAAGCGGGCGACCGCGGUAAUAGCGUAGACACACGAAAUUUAGCGAAGUCCUCAACCAUCUGUGCGAUCCUUCUGCCAGAAAAAUGUGAAACACAGAUGGCGCUCCAAGGAGGCGUUGUUCCUAAGCAAAAACAGGUGAGCAUUCCCACUACUUAGGACUGAUAGCGGCAGGCUAAUCACCUACCCUGUCAGAAAUCACAAUAAAUAUACUAAUUAAAGAUAUGUAGCUUCCUAUAAAAUGUGGGUGCUCGUAAUUAAUUUUACAGCUAUGCGCAUUGUUUUCUUAGAAUGUUAUGUAGAAUUCGAAUAUGCUAGGAACGAUAUUGAAAAAAAAAUUGGCCCGCUCUAAUGUAUGCAUAUAUAAAUGUAUACAUACAUCUUUAAAUUAAAAAUAGCAGGAAAACACUUAAAUGGACAAAAAUGCUUUACAACAACUCGCUUAUUUCAGACAAAAACUUGCAACCUCGUUUCGAAAAUAAGUAAAAUAAUCUUCUAUUAUCAAUAUUUUUUAUAUUUUAUAGCAUUUAUCAACAGUUAUAUCCAAAUUGUGAAAAUAUAGAUUUAGAUGUGAUACAGGAACAUAGUUUGAUACAAACGUGCGUAUUAAUGUGUACAGAGGCAGUUGGAAACACAUUCGAUUUGAUUGAUUUAAUUUCUAAUUAUUAUUUACAUAACGAAAAAUAUUCAUUUUCACCACUUCUCAGUAUUAGUUGUUUGGAUUAGAGAAUUUAUGAGGAGGUGGGAGUGAUUGAAGUGGUGAACGAUUAACAUAUGUAUGUAUUUGCACAUAUACGAGUAUAUGUAUAUUAUUAGUUAGCAAGGCAUAAUAAUAAAUGUAUGCACUACAAGUGAACAUACAUACACACAUAUAUACAUAGAAAUGUAAAGUUUCAAUUUGCUGAAUAAAAUGAAUUUAAAGAAUUAAAGAAUAUUAUGAAAAACUUAUAAGAAAACUAAUUGUAUGAAAUUUUAAAUAAAUAUUUGUACAUUUACACACUUAUGAUCAUUUGUACACAUACAUAUACAUACAUACAUAUAUGAAUUAAGAGAAGUAAAAGAUGUUAUGAUUUGUCAAUAGAUUAAGUUCUUAUACAUAAAGAAACAUACAAUACAAAUUAGUGGAAGCCGUAGUUGAGGGACAACUGCAGAUUGGAAUACAAAAUUAAAUGAUAAAAGAUGGUAAGUAAAGUAAAGAAAAAUUAAGUAAAAAUAGAUAAAAUGAACUAAAACAAAAAUGAAGUUGAAUUCAAUAAAAUAAAAUUAAAAUAAUGUGAUACAAAAAAACACAACACAAAAUAAAACAAAGUAAAAAAAUAAAUUAAAAUUAAAAUAAAUUUAAAUUACAUUAAAUUUAGUAAAAAUAAAACAAAAUUAAAUUAAAUUAAAUAACAAAAUAUAAUAAUAUAUAUAAAAUAAAAUAAACCUAACUUAACAAAACAUAGCAUUAAAUAAAAUACAUAAACCAUAUGUGCCCAUAAUUAUGAAAGUGGUCUAAGUCAUAUAUUUCUUGCUUCGAGAUAUUUAUUGAAUUGCAUUUGAACGAGUUAAAAAAUAUUUUUAUAUUAUGAGACAAUUUAAUUUAUAAUUUUCUUAGUCUUGACUAAUGAAAAUUUAUUAUUAAUGACUAUUUAGUGUUAUUAUUAAGUGCAAUAAAGAAGUAUGAGUUUUAUUUCAAACAGUAACUUUAAUGAAAUAAUUCACGAACAUUUAUUACUUUUUUUUAAAAGUAAUUCAUUUUAUUAUUUUUUUUAGCUUUAAAAAUUCUUAAAAACUUCAUGAUAAACUGGGGGCAUGUAUGGUAGUAAACACAUGAUAUCUUUAUAUUUUUCUUCUGUUACUGGCUUCUAAUGGAAGUAGUUUAAUAUCUUCGUAUAUUUUUGGCCUUCCUCCUUAAGGUGAAAGCUCCAAAACAUGGAAUUUGGAAUCAUCUAAGGAAGUUUUUUAGAAAAUUUUACAAGGUUCAUUUUUCAAAAAACGCAUCCAUUGAAUUUUCAGCUAAGAGACAGAUUCACCCACUGUAUUUUUUACUCUUUUUGUUAUUAAAUCUUCUAUUGACUUUGUCAAAUUAAAAUCCGGCUGAAACAUUUGUUUUACCUAAAAUGGCUUUGUCUAUACUUUUCUAUCAAUUCAUAAUAAUGCUCAUGGUUGUAUAAGUAAUUUGAUUUUUUAUUUUCAUUUCUAUCAAAAUCACGGCCAUUCGUUAGAUAGGAAUAUUCCGAUACUAAAAAUUUGUGGUCUACCGUUUCAAUGUUAUUAUUAUUUCAUCCAUGUUAAUGCUACUUUAAUGUAACGAUUUUGGCCUGAACAGCAUCACUGUAAGCUAUUGCGUGUUUCUGAGUAGUUAUAAUAUCCUGCAGAUGCGCUAAAACGCAUGAUGUUCCUUCCUGUGCACCUCUUGAUGCUGUAGUUUCAUCCCAUACAUACAUCUUGACAUUGUCAUUGUGCAAAUUAUGGAAGCCCAACCUAUAAACGUACAUAUUUCGCUUAUAAUAGGCUAACGAAACAGAACGUUUAGGGCACGGAAGUGCUUUUUGUAAAUCAAACGAGAAUCCAUAGUAAUCGCUAGAGUUUUCUUUGGUUUUGUUCUGGUCCUCUGCAAGACAGUUCCUAGCUCUUUCUGCAUUUUGUAAAUGUACAUCAUGACUUUCUCUAAGAAAGGUCACACGCUAUUUUCAUCUUAUGUUUGUAUGUAAUUUCUUAAAAUUUUUGACUUAGACCACUUUCAUAAUUAACACUAAAUGAAUUCCGUAUAACGUUAAAAUUACAUCCAGUAUCCUAAAGUUCAUUUUUGACGAUACCGUGAAAAUUACAUUAAAUGCAUAUAGUUUAAGAUAAUGUUGAUGUGAGAAAAAGUAAUAAACUAAUUUUUUUUGAAAUUUUGACUUAGACCACUUUCAUAAUUAUGGGCACAUGUGAAAGUGAAAGAAAUUCAAUCAAGCAAAAGGAAAAAGAAAAUAAAAUAAAAUGAAGUUCAAUAACGUAAUAUUAAGGGAGGCAGCUGCCUCCAGACAACGAGGUUUUCAAUAAUUUUUUGCGAAAAACUGAGGGUAUUUAUUACCUUAAAAUAAAUUACAUACUAUGGAAUAUUCGUGCUUAAAUGAAUAUACAAAAGUUUUUUUUUUCAAAAAAAAAAAUAAAAAACGUGGCCCCUUUAACUUGCGCCGUGGAAUGAACAGCCUCUUGUAAUCAACUGAAAUUAAACAGACAAAAAUCUUUCAUUAAAAUAAGUUAUUCCGCUUUGCACUUACCUAUUUUGAACAAAAGAAAAAAAAACACAAUGAAAAUUUUAAGUGAAAAAAAUACACUUUUUUAAUCAAAAAAUUGAUCAAAACAAUAUUAUAUUAGAGAAUAUCCCUGUAAAAUUUUAAGUUGAUAUCUUGAGUACCUUUUGAGUUACAUUCGACAGCGUGGAGAAAUACGUAUUUCGAGAAAAGUUUUCGUUUUUACUCAUCUUUCGUUCGAUGCUCAUCACUUCACUGACUUUAUAGGGACUUUUCAGACUUUCUAAUAAGCUUAAAACAUUGAAAAGUUAUUCUUUAGAUUGAAUUAGAAAGCAAAACCAAAAAUGGAGGGGCAGCAUUUAAGCUAUAACAGAAAAACAAACAACAACAUAACGUAAAAUAAAAUAAAAUGAAAUAAAAUAAAAUAAAAUAAAAUAAAAAAAGUAAAGUAAAAUAAAAUAAAAUAAAAUAAAAUAAAAUAAAAUAAAAUAAAAUAAAAUAAAAUAAAAAAAAGUAAAA
Anastrepha ludens (Mexican fruit fly) is the source of this 12830-nucleotide messenger RNA. RefSeq names its product solute carrier organic anion transporter family member 5A1 (gene Oatp30B). NCBI's taxonomy places the organism in Eukaryota, Metazoa, Arthropoda, Insecta, Diptera, Tephritidae. Gene Ontology annotation, biological process: transmembrane transport; sodium-independent organic anion transport. Gene Ontology annotation, cellular component: membrane. The transcript has 12 exons. Gene Ontology annotation, molecular function: protein binding. The coding region runs from base 703 to 4842 and encodes 1379 amino acids. The record is from RefSeq and is a predicted model, not a curated record.